AUGGAUUCCCUUCGACGAAUAUCCUUUGCCACCCUUCUCCUCGCCUCCCUCCGCCCCGCCCUCGCCCAACACGCCUUCAACUGGGGCUUUGGCCAGAACUUCAUCCAAACCUCCUUCGCCGAGUGCGAGAGCCAUGCAAUCAAUCUUAUCCCUCUCAAUGCGUCGACGACCGACAUCGGCCAGCCCCCAUAUUAUAUGAUGGCAUUCGCCCCGGAAAGCACCACCAUAGUCUCUCUCAUUGGCGACGAUCCCUCCCAGCUUUCAUGGCAGAACCAGCAUCCCCGCGGUUCCAAGUUGCUCCUCACCGUAGUCGAUGGUCUAGGCAAAAUUGGUGGUUUCCCUGCUCAGUUCUACAACGUCGUUGCGGGCUCGGACACGUCCUGCAUCCCCGCCGCACCAUCAAAUCCGGCGGUCGUACACUCGAACGUCACCUCCCUCACCACCUGCGAUCCUUGGGGGUUGACUAUCACCGGAGGCCAGAAGCCGUACAAUGUCUCGCUCGCAGCCAUUGACUCCCCAGUGAUCACUAACGUCACAAUGGGACCCGCGGACGACGUCUUCACGUUCAUUGAUCGUGCGGACCCCGGCACUCAGAUUCUAGCCGCGGUCGUCGAUGCCACUGGGACAUGGGGCAUAUCAUCCAUUAUUGUCAAGUCCGGCGGCCCUUCCGAUACAUUCUGCGGCGGGCUCCCGUCGACGUCCAAGACCACGGCCGAGAUCCAGCAGGAAGCUUCUGACCGUGCUGCGGCCGCGGUGGCGGCCGCGAAGGCCAAGUCAACCACGAUCGCUCUCGGCAUCGUCUUCGGACUAAUCGUGCCUCUGAUCCUUGCUGGUAUUGCGUUCUGGUGGUGGUGGCGGAAGAACCAGGCCGAACGAGGACUCGUCGCGCGCCCGUGGGACAGCAGGAUGGAGGAGCGCGCGCCAGGACGCCCGAGCCUCAACGUCGACACCUCCGUCGUGCGCACCACCGCACACCGCCAGCGCACGGCGUCCUGGGUCGUGGACGCGCAACAGGAGUCACCUGUGCACCGGACGGACAGUCCCUCGUCGCUCGACAUGUCCACUGCCGACCUCGGCAACCAUGGUUCGGACGGCCCCGUCCCGUAUCUCACCUCAACCCGCUAUGUUGCCAACGCGUCGAAUUCCUCAAUCACGCCCUCGCCGUCGUCACAACGGGUGCCCCCUUCGGCCGUCUCGCGGUUGAUGUCGAUGGAAAGGUCGCCCAUCUCCCAUCCCGAGGCCGCCGCAACGCACUCGAGCACCCCGAUGACUAUGACGCCGAUGACGCUCACCCCACCGAUACUCACGCCCAACUCGACCUCCCCCGCCGCCACGCUCUCCCCCUCGCAGCGGUACCGCAAGGCACUCGAAGCACACGCCGAGGCGCAGGCCGCGCGCGGGCGGAUCGUCCUCGGCGGGAGCUCCAGCGGGGGCUUCCAGGCCGCCGGGCCGUCGAACUCUGCGGGGGCCCUCGCGUGCAGCGGCUCGUCCACGCGGAUGGCUGCGGGCACGAUCCCAGAGGUGGGAGGCUUUGGGCCGGACAUCAUCAUCCAGCACCGGGACGGAGGGGUGGUGGAGGAGCUCCCGCCGCCGUACCCCGCGGAGGGCUCGCCACGAUACCCUGGUCUUCCCGCGAACCCUGCGGAACCGCCGCGUUCGCCACCGAGGUCGCCGCCGUACGUGGAGUCGCCGAUGAUGGAGCAGCACCCGCCGCCGACGUCGUGGAACUCGUCCAUCGCGCUCACGGCGUCGCCGUCGAGUGUGUCGGUGCUCUCUGCAGCGUCCGCUCUGACAUCGGAGGCGCCUCUUGUGACGCCUGGGCCUCCACGCUCGCCGCCGUCGUCGCGACAGCGCCCGCCGUUGGGGGCGGGAGCGGUGCGGAGAGGCAGCGGAGACGACAUGUCCGCGGCCGGCUCGACAGCAGGGACGCCGGAUGUGUCAUAG
This is a messenger RNA of Epithele typhae, 1944 nucleotides long. RefSeq lists its product as uncharacterized. The coding region runs from base 1 to 1944 and encodes 647 amino acids. The record is from RefSeq and is a predicted model, not a curated record. Lineage: Eukaryota; Fungi; Basidiomycota; Agaricomycetes; Polyporales; Epitheliaceae. The transcript is spliced from 6 exons.